AUGGCUGGAUCACUUGUGGGUGAAGCUCUUCUCUCUGGUGUCUUCAAUGUGCUGUUGGACAGGUUAACCCCUAAACAGGCUGACUUGAUCAACUUCAUUUGUGGAAAGAAGCUCGAUAGCAAGUUACUUCAUCAUUUGAAGCCAUCCUUGAUUGCUGCAAGAGCUGUGCUCAAUGACGCAGAAUUGAAACAAUUUACGGAUCUUGAUGUGAAAGAUUGGCUAAACGAACUCAAAGAUGUUGUUUAUGACCUGGAAGACUUGAUGGAUGAACUUUUCACCAAAGCUGCUGCUCAGAAAAAGGUGCGCUAUUUCUCUUUUGCUUCUCUUAAUUUGCGUGAUACAAGCAUGGCAAAUAAGUUAGAAGCGAUCACUGACAGAAUUGAACAUAUUGUGAGACAAAGAGAUUACCUUAAAUUGGAGAAAAGUAGUGGAACAGAGACCAUGUCAAUGAGGCGUCAAGUUCCAUAUCGUGAAGCGGAAGUCUCUAAAGUGUAUGGAAGGAAGAAAGAAAAACAAGACAUAAUUAAGCUUAUGUUUGAUGAGGAUGGUGAUCAAUUGUCUGUAAUCCCAAUUGUGGGCAUGGGCGGAGUUGGAAAGACCACCUUAGUUUACUUACUAUAUAAGGAUAAUUAUGUACGGCAAAAAUUUGAUUAUACUGCUUGGGUAUGCGUUUCUGAGACAUUUGAUCUUUUGAGAAUAGGACAGACUAUAAUAAAAUUUAUCAGUCCUACUUUUGUCUGUGAUAAUAUGGAUUUACAUCUUCUUCAACGUCAUUUGGCAGAGAAGUUAGAAAGAAAGAGGUUUUUAGUUGUUCUGGACGACUACUGGAACGAAAACUAUACUGAUUGGGUUAAUUUGAAAAAUUUGCUUCACAAUGGAGUGGAAGGAUGUACAAUUCUUGUCACAACUCGCAUAGAGCAUGUGGCUUUGAUGGUUAAAACUAUCUCAUCAUUUUACCACCUAAAUGCCUUGUCUGACAAAGAUUGUUUGUCAAUUUUUGCUGCACAUGCUUUCAGUUUUAGAGAUUCUGUCGUGAAAUCAUGCUUAGAAAAAAUUGGAAAAGAUGUUGUUACCAAGUGUAAAGGAUUACCUUUAGCAGCAAAAGUACUUGGGGGGCUUUUUCGAUCAAAGUGUGACUUUGAUGACUGGAAUAAUAUAUUAGAAGAUGCCAUGUGGGAUUCAUUGGACAAUGAGAUCAUUCCAGCUUUAAAAACUGUUGAAAAUGCUUCUCAUAUUCUUUCAUCGAAUCUGAAGCACCUGCGAACGUUGUCACUUAGAGAACUAUCUACUUUAAAGACAGUUCCUGAGUCAAUUGGGAAAUUUGUCCACUUGCGCUAUUUAGAUCUAUCUGGCACAAGCAUUUAUUGCAGGUUUGCCCCACUCACUAUGCAAAUUAUACAAUCUACAAACGUUGAGGUUGAAUCAUUGCAGGUCUUUAGAGAUGCUACCAAGUGA
Molecule: messenger RNA, 1455 nt
Organism: Neltuma alba
Lineage: Eukaryota; Viridiplantae; Streptophyta; Magnoliopsida; Fabales; Fabaceae
Product: putative disease resistance protein RGA3
Exons: 3
Coding region: 1-1455 (484 amino acids)
Molecular function (GO): ADP binding
Source: RefSeq, a predicted model, not a curated record